Molecule: messenger RNA, 1398 nt
Organism: Hipposideros armiger (great roundleaf bat)
Lineage: Eukaryota; Metazoa; Chordata; Mammalia; Chiroptera; Hipposideridae
Gene: FASTKD5
Product: FAST kinase domains 5
Exons: 2
Coding region: 154-1398 (414 amino acids)
Biological process (GO): regulation of mitochondrial mRNA stability; mitochondrial RNA processing
Cellular component (GO): mitochondrial matrix; ribonucleoprotein granule
Molecular function (GO): RNA binding
Source: RefSeq, a predicted model, not a curated record
AUGGCCCUUGUGGUAUGCUGAAGAUUUCCAGGCAGUUUCUGUGGAACGCUUCUCCAUCCAGCUCUAAUCAAGCACCAUAUAAACAAGAAAUUGCCUGGUCAAACCUGUGAGGACUGUGUUCUGACAGCCAAAACGAUCAGUACUGACACCAGAAUGGCAGCCACUCUGAAGUUGUUAAAACCUUUAGGAUACCGAGCGUUUUGCAGUCCUUUAUCCUGCAGUGCAACCCAAAGUAUGGCAUAUUGGAAUGUGGGAAGCUGCACACGGCACAAGGGACAGGACCCUCCAGAGCACAGUAGCCUCUGCCAUCCUUCCAAAAAAGUUGAGAAUACUUGUAACACCUCCUCUCCUCGUAGGAUCCUGACAACCAGCAGUGCCCUCCCGGGUUUGGAAUUCAGCAGGGCUUCUGCCUUGAAGGCCAGCACACUGAAGCCAGGCUCAUCCAGGGCCAUGAAAAUUGAUGAAGAGGAUGUAGAAGUUUUUGAUUCCUUUGAAGACCCCCGAGUUUUCCUACAGCUAAGACCAGAGUACCAGUUUCACAGCUAUAACAGAUCUGAGCCUUACCAGCCCCUGUCUGUUUCAGAAGGUGAACUAAUUUUGCACAAAGUCACAGUUUAUCAAGAUAAUCUCCAGCCUCAAACCAUUGCCGAUUACUUGCGUAAGCUGAGCUGUAUGCCUGCAGAGCAGCAUCCCGUUUUGCUGUCCAGUACCCGCUUUGCUUUGCUCUGCCAGCUGAGUGUGAAAAACAUACAGCUCUUUGAUGCCCCAGAUCUGAUCAGUAUUUUGAAAGCCUUUGUCAGUUUAGGAAUCCCUCAUUCUCAUUCAAUGCUAGAUGUGUAUGAAACCAGAUUUUGCCAUAAGGUGUGGGAGAUGAGUCUGGAUCAACUUCUCUUGGUGGCUGAUCUCUGGAGGUACUUGGGCCGCAGAGUACCUCGGUUUUUUAAAAUAUUCUUUAGUUAUCUUAAUUUGCACUGGAAAGAUCUAUCUUUGUCCCAGCUGAUUCACUUGAUUUAUAUUAUAGGCGAAAGUCGUCAGGUACCCCAGGACCUAAUGCAAAAACUGGAAUCGUUGAUCCUCAAGUAUAUAGAUUUGAUCAAUUUAGAGGAGGCUGGUACAAUCUGUUUGGGGUUCUUUAAAUCAAGUAGUAAUCUCUCUGAAUUUGUCAUGCGGAAAAUUGGAGAUCUGGUGUGUGCUGACAUGCAGCACCUAAGUAGUUAUGCCUUAGUGAAUAUUCUUAAAAUGUUCCGUUUCACUCACGUGGAUCACGUAAACUUCAUGAAGCAAUUUGGGCAGAUUGCCCCUCAGCGAAUUCCUUCCCUGGGAGUUCAGGGUGUCAUGCACCUGACUCUCGCCUGCUCAGCCUUACGCAUCCUGGAUGAAGGGGUCAUGAAUUGGUGA